AUGGCGCAUCACCCUGCACAUAAUACGCAGCUACAUCAUCACAAUCAUUCGUCAUCAAUAAGAAUCAGCUGGUUUGUGAAACUCAAAAUUGAUUGCCUUCGGAAACCGAUUGGCGGCGGCUCUUCGGCAAGGUCCUGCUCGUCCUCGUCGUCGUCGGACGAAGACCUCAAUGAACGACCACCACCACCGCAGCGGAGGAAGUUCUCGUGCCAGACUACGCAAGACUUGCCGUCAGCCGACGGUAUCGGAAUUGUCGUCGUUGUGGUAGAGAGUCAGCCGGACCAGCCGGAGCAGCAGGUGCAGCAACGCGAAACAGUCGGAAGGAGUUUCGCGGUGGCAGAACCGGAGCAACAGCAGCAGCAGCAGCAACGGCAACUAGCAGCGGCAGGUGAAGUCGAACACGUAAGGGAGGAGGAGCAGCAGCCGGUCGAGGAGCAGCACCCCCAGCGACGCCUGGCUGUGGCCGAACGGGAGAAGGAGGAACGGGAGGGCGACGAUAGUCGUCCUGCUGCUGCCACCACUACCGCCGCUAGUCGUCGAAGGUCGCGGGUAGUGAUAGUGCCAAGUGGAGGAGGCGGAAGUGGAGGCAGAAGCGAAGGUGGUGGAGGUGAAGAAGGUGGUAUCGGUGACGGAACUGUUGGUGUUGUUAGUGGUGGUGGUAGUGGUAGCGUCGCGCUAGCAGGAUUACCCACCGCCGAGUCAGCGGAACGAAUUUGCACGAAACGCCGUAGUACGAGAACGGCCACACAGCGGCACAGUAGCGUGGUGGCCCCCGUGGCCGUAAGUGAACCCCAUUCAGGGCUAGUGGUACAGCACCAGCUCGGCGACGCGUCCAGUCCGUGCCGUCUUAGAUCGUCGUCCUCCACGUCGUCGAUACAGUCGCUGCGUCAGCAAGCGUCGGUCGGUACGAGCGACGGGCAUUCACUUCAUCAUCAUCAUCAACAUAAUCGUUCCGCACGCGCGUUAGACACAUCCGCUAGCAACAAAGACUCGGUGCAGCAUCGGGAAGACGACGCAAUCGAGCGCAGAGCGGUAGCGGACGAACCCGGUGCACGAGCAGCAGCAGCGUAG
Messenger RNA from Anopheles marshallii, 1071 nucleotides. RefSeq names its product ras-interacting protein RIP3-like. The transcript has 3 exons. The coding region runs from base 1 to 1071 and encodes 356 amino acids. The record is from RefSeq and is a predicted model, not a curated record. Lineage: Eukaryota; Metazoa; Arthropoda; Insecta; Diptera; Culicidae.